AUGGAUGUAGGAGUGUCUCCGGCGAAGUCUAUACUCGAAAAGCCUCUAAAACUACUCACUGAAGAAGACAUUUCUCAGCUCACACGCGAAGAUUGUCGAAAUUUCCUCAAAGCUAAAGGAAUGCGUAGACCUUCUUGGAACAAAUCUCAGGCGAUCCAGCAAGUUUUAUCUCUUAAAGCUCUUUACGAGCCCGGAGAUGAUUCCGGCGCCGGAAUCCUCCGCAAGAUCCUCGUUAAUCCGCCUCGUGUUACAACAACUUCGAUUGAGCCAAGCAAUGAGUUUGGAGCUUGUGGUCGGAUUCCUUGUCCGGAUGAUGAUGGUCCAUGUCACAGAAGGGACUCUCCAAGAUCAGCUGAGUUCUCCGGUGGUUCUGGUCAGUAUGCAGGGGAGAAAGAUAGCUACAAGACAGUGUCUCCCAGAAGCCCAGCUGAAACAAGUGCGCUGGCUGGUCAAAUGACGAUAUUCUAUAGUGGAAAAGUGAACGUAUAUGAUUGUGUACCACCUGAAAAGGCACGGUCAAUCAUGCACUUUGCAGCCAAUCCAAUCGAUUUGCCUGAAAAUGGUAUUUUUGCUUCUACUAGUAUGAUUUCCAAGCCCAUGAGUAAAGAGAAGAUGAUGGAACUUCCCCAAUAUGGUCUUGAAAAGGCGAGUGCUCUUCGUGACUCUGAUGUGAAGGGUCAGGCGAACAGAAAGGUCUCGUUGCAAAGAUAUCGCGAAAAGCGGAAGGACAGAAGAUUCUUCAAGGCCAAAAAGACUCCGGGAAUUGCAUCCUCUAGCUUGGAAAUGUUUCUGAAUCUUCAGCCUUGGAUUAACACUGCAGAUUCACAAAACCUUAGGGGCACAGGAGUGGUCUUCGAGUCACCUGAAAAUCAGACAAAAAGUCCCAAUCUUUCAGUUGAUCUAAACAGUGAUCUGAACAGUAAAGGUAUGAAGAAUCAUAUAACAAGUUAA
Molecule: messenger RNA, 951 nt
Organism: Arabis nemorensis
Lineage: Eukaryota; Viridiplantae; Streptophyta; Magnoliopsida; Brassicales; Brassicaceae
Source: the annotation of a GenBank genome assembly